Molecule: messenger RNA, 1068 nt
Organism: Acytostelium subglobosum LB1
Lineage: Eukaryota; Evosea; Eumycetozoa; Acytosteliales; Acytosteliaceae
Exons: 1
Coding region: 1-1068 (355 amino acids)
Source: RefSeq, a predicted model, not a curated record
AUGUCAUCUCCUUCGUUGAAGACACAUUUACAACAGGAGCAAGAUGACGAGGAGUUUGGUAAUAAUGAUAAUAAUAAUACCAAACCAUCAAUGACUGGUAGUGGACAACAAGUUGUUCAACCAAGAUUGAUCAAUUUAGGCAAUGGUCUGAUGUUGCCAAAGUUUGAUCCGUCCAAGGUGGUGCUGAGGUCCUCAGCCACAGGACAACGCGAUCGCCCAGUCAGUGUGUCCAAUCCAGAGAUGUUGUACGCUCUCAACAACAAGUUUAAGAACAACAUGAGCAAUUCUACACCGAAUAGUCCGGACAAGCCCAACCAAUCUACAUCGACCGAAGACAAGACGACUGAGGAGCUCAUGAGUGACAAGCUCAAGAGAUUCACAUCGGCCAACAGACACUCGAUGAUGCCAACAAUGACCCCACCCUUGUCCAAGGAGAAGACUGUACCAGCACCAACGAACCUGUCCACGACCACAAUCAUACUCAAAGACUCACCGGAUCAUACUGCCAGGGAGUCGCCAGAGCAGCCAUUGUCGCUGGCAAAGAUCGACGAGCAUGAGAGUGAGAGCGAGAAUGUCGCCACGGACAAGUCAAAGUCAUCGCACUCUGACAAGGAGGACGAGUCCACACAUACCGAUGACAGUAGCAGUGGCGGUGUCUUCAAACAACAGCAUCCAUCAAAGAAGACCAGAGCAAGUGUGUAUAGGUCUGGCAUUCAUAGAUUGAGUUGCAACUUCAGCUCGGCAGACUUGUUGCAUGCACCAUCCACACAAGAGGAGGACAACAUCAACAACGAGACCACCUCAUCAUCAACCACUGUGGACCAUCAGAACAAGACACUACACAUGUCUUUGAACGAGGUGAAGACCAAGAAGAAGGACAAGAGCAGGAUCAAGAAGAUAUUAAGACUAUUCCUUCGUCGACGUCCAAGCCAGAAGGAUCUCGAGAAGACCAAUGUCCUGGCCGAGCCAUCAGACAACAAGAAGUCCAAGAAGGGCAGUUCGGCCCCAGUGAGUGCUCCAGCCACAGUGGCCCCUGUGGACACAGCCACAACAGUCGCGAGCGAAUGA